This is a messenger RNA of Pyrus x bretschneideri (Chinese white pear), 2342 nucleotides long. RefSeq lists its product as uncharacterized. The transcript has 7 exons. Gene Ontology annotation, molecular function: protein binding. The coding region runs from base 1 to 1941 and encodes 646 amino acids. NCBI's taxonomy places the organism in Eukaryota, Viridiplantae, Streptophyta, Magnoliopsida, Rosales, Rosaceae. The record is from RefSeq and is a predicted model, not a curated record.
AUGCUGAGCUCUGAUCAAUCUUAUGACGAAGAAAAUGAUGUGUUCUUCGACUCGGAGGACUUGUCACCUGCACGAUCACUCGUAGCAAGUGAGGAGUACAAAAUUUGGAUGUAUGAGCCACCAAGUGUUAAGGAGAGACGGGAGAGUUUUCUGCGAAAAAUGGAUUUAGUUGAGUUUGAUUCUACAAAGUUUGCUUCUGUGGAUACGGGAUUGGAAAGAGUUUCGGAAUGCAGUGGAGCUUCCCCAAGCUCUUGCAUUUCGCCUUCUAGUCGUCAUCAAGCAAACUUUAUGUACAAUACAUUGGAUAGUAACAUACACGGUAGCUCAAAUUUGGCCUGGACUCACGAUGCUGUUCAUAUUGCUUCACCUUCUGCUACGGGUUCUGCUCGGAGAGAAGCUGAGGCUCCAGAAAAAGAAUAUCAGAAUUCACAGGAGGGUGAAAAGAAGACGAAAGUUUGGUGGAAACAGUUUAUAAACAAGAGGAAGAGAAGAGGAGGUAAAGUUGUGUCAAAGGUAUCGAAACCAGAUACUGAAAUACCGAAACAAAAUAGGAUGAAGGUCAAGCAGAAUGGUAAGAAGUGUAUGGAGUUCACUGCACUAUACAGUGGGCAAGAAAUUCUUGCGCACAAGGGGUUCAUUGGGGUGAUGAAGUUUAGUCCCAAUGGCCAGUACGUCGCAACUGGCGGUGAAGAUGGGAUUGUGUGCAUCUGGCGUGUUACAUUAGCAGAUGCUUCUUGUACCUACUUAACACCUCAAGGGAACUUUGAUAGCAAACUUAAGAAAAUGAAGUCCGGUUAUCACGUGAUCUUUCCUGAAAAGGGUUUUCGAAUUCAGGAGUCACCGCUGCAAGAGUUUCAUGGCCAUUCCAGUGAUGUGUUAGACCUGGCUUGGUCGAGUUCAAAUUAUCUUCUUUCUUCGUCCAUGGAUAAAACUGUUCGUCUGUGGGAUGUUAGUUCCGGUCACUGCCUAAAUGUUUUCGAUCACAAUGACUAUGUGACGUGCAUUCAGUUCAAUCCUGUCAACGACAAUUAUUUCAUAAGUGGAUCGAUAGAUGGGAAAGUUCGAGUUUGGGGACUCUCUGAUAACCGAGUUGCUGACUGGGCUGAUGUUCGAGAUGUUAUAACUGCUAUAUGUUAUCAACCAGAUGGAAAAGGUUUCGUGGUUGGUUCUGUUACAGGCACUUGCCACUUCUAUGAAGUAUCAGGGGACUAUCUUCAGCUGGUUGUGCGAAUGCGUAUUCAUGGUAGGAAGAAAACCUCCGGCAACCAAAUCACUGGCAUCAAGUUUUGCCAGGAAAAGUCGCAGAGAGUUAUGAUAACAUCAGAAGACUCGAAAGUCCGUAUAUUUGACGGAGUAGAACUUAUAAGGAAAUACAAAGGUCUUGCAAAGUCGGGAAGUCAGACGUCAGCUUCUUUUACAUCGAGCGGGAAACAUAUAAUUUCAGUUGGAGAGGACUCGCGUGUUUAUUUGUGGGACUAUGACGAGCAUUGUGUCUCAUCAUCAUCCAAACAAACAAAAUCUGUUCAAUCCUGUGAGCAUUUCUUAUGCGAAGGUGUGUCUGUCGCGGUACCUUGGCCAGGCAUGAGAAGAGAACAAAGGAGCUUGGAAACACAAGGCCAUCUGGAGGCUGCUCCGGGAAGCAGAGAUUCGCAAUGUUUUUCUCUUGGAAAUUGGUUUUUCUUAAAUGGUCCGUGCAGGGGCGGCUCUGCAACUUGGCCCGAAGAGAAACUUCAUCUGCCUUUAUGGGAUUUACCGGUCAUACGAGAUGAAAAUGGUCAACAUCACCGGCAACGUCAAGUUCAUCAUCGUCAGCAGCAGCAGCAAAAUAAAGCACUCAAUCGCACCGCUGAAUCGGAACCAUGGGGACUUGUCAUUGUAACUGCUGGAUGUGACGGAACAAUCAGGACAUUCCAUAACUACGGAUUGCCAGUCAGAUUGUAAGAGUUGGUUUGGAUCACGCUGCACUGGCUCCAACGUCACUGAAUCAACACGCAACGCAACAAGAGUUAAGUCCCUACAUUUCCAUGUUCUUUCAUGUCGGUCGAGCGUCCGUGGCAGUGCCCAUGAAGAUGUAGGUAGCUUAAUUAUGUAGUUUUUCAAUCCUUGACAUUAUUUUUUUUUUGAAUAUUAAUUUAGCACUGACAACAUAGGGAAUACGUACAAUUACACAGUCGUCCCAGCCAGAAUAGGACUAGAGUCGUUUUCGCAGAGCAGCAAGGAAUACUCAUAUUGUACAAUUUCAAUUAUUGUUUUAGCCAAUCAUGUAUAGAAAGCGCUAUUGGAAGAACAAGCCGUCCUACCUUGUCUCCUACCUUGUCCAAGCCGUCCUAGCUUGUCCAAGC